AUGACCUAUUAUGAGAAAAUAGAAACUAGAGAGUGCUUGCGCAAGUUGUAUACGCACAGUAAUGACGCUCUGGCGCGGUAUCUUGGAGUCGAGAAGUCGCCCGUAACGAUUAGAUUUAUCCUGGGACUGCCAAAAGAUGAAAAUAAAGAUAAGCUGGAGGAAGAGUCUAAAAUGUACGGGGAUGUUGUUAUUUUGAAUAUUACAGAAAACAUGAACAAAGGAAAGACGUUUGAAUAUUUCAAUUGGUUUGCUAAGCAUAGGGAGGAUAAUUACAUGCUCAAAUUGGACGAUGACGCUUUCCUCCAUCUUAUUCACUAUUACCGUGACCUCCAAGACUUACCGAGAGAACGUGCAUACUAUGGCAAUGCUAUAGAUUAUAAUAAUGGAACAUACGGGUUUAUAGGAGGUGCCGGAUAUACUCUCUCCCGCGACCUCGUUAGAAACAUUGUUGGAUCACAAUGGGUUAGAUCAAAUGUCGAAGGCAAUGAGGACUGGCUAGUGACUCAAUGGUCCAUCCGCCAAAAUCCCAUCCAUGACUUUGAUGAAGACCUUGACCUUCACUUUUUUAUUGAGACCAUUUUGAUUCAUCAAAUAAAGGAUGUUAAGAAGUUAAAUGCCAUUAAGGAUGGAUACUCAGAAUACAGAGACGGACUGCCAAUAGUCAGAGUCAUUCGGAAUUCAACGGCCAUAGGCCUAAUUACAAAGAGGGACAUGGUUCCAAAUUGUUGGACUGACCUUGAGAAAGAGCAUAUGUGGAAUCAAACUUUGCAGAAUACCUACAAGAACUGGUUCUAUGAAGCUUGGGGUUUUAAGGAGAGGAAGCAAAAUGAACAUUAUGAACCUCUAAGAAUUACUCGAUAG
Molecule: messenger RNA, 861 nt
Organism: Cetraspora pellucida
Lineage: Eukaryota; Fungi; Glomeromycota; Glomeromycetes; Diversisporales; Gigasporaceae
Source: the annotation of a GenBank genome assembly